AUGUCGUCCUCCAACUCCGCCACCAACCCCUCCAUCCCGCCAACCACCGGCUGCCCUCUCAUCGAGAAAAUCCCUCCCGAGCUCCGAGUCCGAAUCUACCAAUACGUCUUCGGCAAAGGCUGGAAAAACGCCCCGUUCGACAUCCUCAAGACUUGCAGGCUCAUUUUCGAUGAAGCUCAUGUCGCCCGCCUCCACCGCCAACAGAACCUCCAAGAUCCCCGCCGCAUCGGUGAACCCAAAGUGGGUGAGCUCCACGGGCCUGGUCUCCCACCGCCGUGGGUGUGGGAGAAGGCGUUGAAAGCAGAGGGAAAGCACGAGAUGGUGGCCAUGGUGCUGGAGGAGUGGCACCCAAUGGGGCCGUCGGGAAUGGGCGACAUUGCGUACUGGCCGGACAUGGAUGAGGCGGUGGAGGGGUGGAAGAAGGCGGAUGAGGCGCAGGAUUGGCCGGUUUGGGAGGAGGAUGAGGAGGGAGGGUUGAAGUUGGAUCGUAGCACAUACCGACAUUCCCGUGCCCGCCAAGCUCCAACCUUGACCAAGUUCGAAAAUUCUCAAAACACCUUCACUCCCGACGUUCUCAACCACAUCACUACCACGCUCUCCACUAUGUCGUCCAUCAACCACAGCAACCCUCCCGCCGCCACACCAACAGCCCGCUGUCCCCUCCUCGAAACAAUCCCGCCAGAGAUCCGCUUGCAAAUUUACGACCUCGUCUUCGCCUCCGCCUCCAACGUCGAACUCCUCGCAACCUGCACUGCCAUCUACGAUGAAGCGCGAGCCUCCUACAACACGCACCAAAGCCGCUGCUUCGCCGCCGCCGAGGCCUACGCCCAACCCGCUCGCCGCGAUUUCUAUUACCGAGAGGAUGAGGAGACCCGUAUCUCGAAGCAGCUGGAUGCGAGGCUUGGUCCGCUGCUGGGACCUGGGAUUCCCGCACCUUGGAUCAGAGAUCGGAUGGUGGAUUUUGCGGGUGGGAGGGCGGAGGGGUAG
Messenger RNA from Zymoseptoria tritici IPO323, 987 nucleotides. RefSeq lists its product as uncharacterized. The coding region runs from base 1 to 987 and encodes 328 amino acids. The transcript is spliced from 4 exons. Lineage: Eukaryota; Fungi; Ascomycota; Dothideomycetes; Mycosphaerellales; Mycosphaerellaceae. The record is from RefSeq and is a predicted model, not a curated record.